This is a messenger RNA of Rodentolepis nana, 225 nucleotides long. NCBI's taxonomy places the organism in Eukaryota, Metazoa, Platyhelminthes, Cestoda, Cyclophyllidea, Hymenolepididae. The record is from the annotation of a GenBank genome assembly.
AUAAACGCGGUGGACCAAGAUGGUCGAACAGCCCUGCACCACGCUUGCAGUCUUCAACGGGUUCAUCUCGUUUGUCUCCUGCUUCGACGACUGGCUAACCAUGAGAUAAGGGACAAGGACGGUCGUCGACCCAUUGAUGUUGCAAUUGACACCGCGCAUGCUGACAUUGUCACACUUCUACGUCUGCAACCCCUUCACAGUGAUUCCAGGGUUAGUCAGUGGUAG